Molecule: messenger RNA, 2017 nt
Organism: Chaetura pelagica (chimney swift)
Lineage: Eukaryota; Metazoa; Chordata; Aves; Apodiformes; Apodidae
Product: protein arginine N-methyltransferase 8
Exons: 10
Coding region: 578-1762 (394 amino acids)
Biological process (GO): peptidyl-arginine methylation
Cellular component (GO): plasma membrane
Molecular function (GO): protein-arginine N-methyltransferase activity
Source: RefSeq, a predicted model, not a curated record
UUCUGUGACCAUUUUAAAAGCAAGUUUCCUGGGACCUAGACAGAAAGAAAGAAGCCCAAAGAAGGAAAAUAAAGGGCUAUGAUUUCCUUGUCCUGUUGCUUAGUCUCUGGCUCCCUCUGCCUCUGGAAGAGUAGCCACAAGACACAAAGAUGCCCAGCUGGUCACUGCACGCCCAAGUUCAGUUUAGCUGGUGCUUCUCUCCUAUUUAGCCCUACAGCUUUCUCUGAAGAGGAGGACUCGCAACCCGACAGCCUUUCAGUUUAACCUGAAGAGUGUGUGCCGCCUCUCUCUACCCAUCCCAAGAACUCGCUGGAGGUGGAGGAGAGGGGAGAAACAGGAGAUCUUGAGAGUGCCCGAGGAGCUCCCGACGCUAAAAGGAGACAAACAUUCCCGUAGACAACGCAGAAAGGACAAAGCUGCCCGAUUUAUUGCUGGUUUCCGUAUUAUUAUUUUAAUUUUUUUUUCUUUCUCCCUUUCCUUUGGCGCGCACCUCGCCAAAGCGUUCGGAAAUCUUCGGAAACACAAAAAAAAACAACAAGACGCCAACCCCGAAGCCCUAACCCCUCGGGUAGCUCUUAUGGGAAUGAAACACUCCUCCCGCUGCCUGCUCCUGAGGAGGAAAAUGGCUGAGAACGCCGCCGACAGCACCGAGGUUUGCCCUAUCCCAUCCCAGCCUCCUCAGCCUACUGUUGUUCCAAAACCAGUUCAAUCUGUCAUACAUGUCCCAUUGCAAUCAAGCUGCCCAGGCCGAGGUAAGAUGGCAAAGCUCAUCAAUCCAGAAGAGAUGACAUCCAGGGAUUAUUACUUUGAUUCCUAUGCUCACUUUGGAAUUCAUGAGGAAAUGUUGAAGGAUGAAGUACGGACAUUAACUUAUAGAAACUCCAUGUAUCACAAUAAACAUGUUUUUAAAGAUAAGAUAGUCCUUGAUGUUGGAAGUGGCACAGGAAUCCUCUCCAUGUUUGCUGCAAAGGCAGGAGCCAAGAAGGUAUAUGGGAUCGAAUGCUCAAGUAUAUCUGACUACUCAGAAAAAAUUAUCAAGGCCAACCACCUGGACAACAUCAUCACAAUAUUUAAAGGUAAAGUGGAAGAAGUUGAGUUACCAGUGGACAAAGUAGACAUCAUCAUCAGCGAGUGGAUGGGUUACUGUCUGUUCUAUGAGUCAAUGUUAAAUACAGUCAUCUUCGCACGAGACAAGUGGCUGAAACCUGGAGGGCUAAUGUUUCCAGACCGAGCUGCUUUGUACGUGGUAGCAAUUGAAGACAGACAGUACAAGGACUUCAAAAUACACUGGUGGGAGAAUGUGUACGGCUUUGACAUGACCUGUAUUAGGGAUGUUGCCAUGAAGGAGCCUUUGGUGGACAUAGUAGAUCCAAAGCAAGUGGUGACCAAUGCCUGUUUAAUAAAGGAAGUAGAUAUUUAUACAGUGAAGACUGAAGAAUUGGCAUUUACUUCUGCAUUCUGCCUCCAAGUUCAGCGUAAUGAUUACAUUCAUGCCUUGGUGACCUAUUUUAAUAUUGAAUUUACAAAGUGCCACAAGAAGAUGGGAUUUUCUACAGCACCUGAUGCUCCCUAUACUCACUGGAAGCAAACUGUAUUCUACUUAGAGGACUAUUUAACUGUGAGACGAGGAGAAGAAAUCUAUGGGACUAUAUCCAUGAAACCAAAUGCAAAAAAUGUGCGUGACCUGGACUUCACAGUAGAAUUGGAUUUUAAAGGACAGCUAUGUGAAAUGUCAGUAUCUAACGACUACAAAAUGCGCUAGCAAGAAACCUCUCAGGAAGAUGAAAAGGAGAAUUUUGUCAAGUCCUGAACAGCUGAACUUCAAGCUAGGAACAACGGUUGACAAGAUUAUUAUAUUAAACAUUAGAAUGUUUACUUUGAUGGAAAGCAGUAAACUAAUCUUUCUUGCAGAUCGUAUAGGGGGCUGGGUUCCCACCAUGAAUGUACAGUAUGCAGAACUGCAGCUUUUGUCUAACAUAUAGGAAAAAUAAGCCAACAGUCUUGAGUGUUCUGGUUA